Messenger RNA from Triticum dicoccoides, 2458 nucleotides. RefSeq names its product zinc finger BED domain-containing protein RICESLEEPER 2-like. Lineage: Eukaryota; Viridiplantae; Streptophyta; Magnoliopsida; Poales; Poaceae. The transcript has 4 exons. The record is from RefSeq and is a predicted model, not a curated record. The coding region runs from base 341 to 1390 and encodes 349 amino acids.
UAGCCCACGUCUCCCCCAAUCCUCAAAGAAAUUGCACGCUGCAUUGUUGCAACCUCCAAUUACUCCCGUAAUCCCCUUGUCUCCCCCAAUCCUAAAAUUAAGGAGAUUAAAUCCCUGCGAUGAAGCCUUGCCAUCGAUUGCUUCUCUUCCUCUCAUUCAUUUCGCCCUUCUCCCUCUUGAAGCUCAUCACGCCGCUCGCCCGCUGCCAACUCGCAGCAUCUCCAAUGUUUGUUCAGUCGGGCGGUGAGUAGGAGCACCGCAAGCUGUGGGCACGGCGGCGACGAGCGCGCGGCCAGGGCUGGAUUACCACCGCGAUGACAAGCAGGCAGAUCCAAGAUCGAUGGCUUCUAAUGAAGGAGCAGAAGGCUCAGGUAUGCCUGGUGCGGGUAAUGGAAACUUAGUUGAUCCUUCGACGCAACAUGCUACACCAAUAUUUCAGGCUACCCUGACAUCUGAGGUUGCUACUCCAACAUCUCAAGUUACAUCCAGCAGAGCUGGUGGUAAGAGAAAGCGAACAUCGGCAGUAUGGAAUGAGAUGGAAGAGAAAAUAGAAAAUGGACAAUUGAAAGACGAGUGCAAUUAUUGUCACAAAAAAUUUACUGCAGGACCAAGAGCUGGCACAAAUCACUUGCCUUUGCAUUUGGAAUCUUGUCCUGCUAGGCAUGCACCCAUAGGCCCAAAGCAACAAAAAUUAAGGUUGACAAAAGGCGAAGGUGGCAAAGUGAUUUUGGAAAGUGUCAUUUUUUACCAAGAGAAGGCUAGGAGAGAUCUUGGGUUGAUGAUAUGUGAACAUGAGUAUCCUUUAUCUAUCAUGGAACAUAGUGGUUUUCGUAGAUUUUGUUCUUCUCUACAGCCGUUGUUUAAGAUGGUGUGCAGAAAUACUAUUAGGAAUGAUAUUGUGGCUAUGCAUUCUGCCCAAAGGGAGAAGAUGGUGAAUUUUUUUGCAACAUUUAAACACCGAGUGGCUGUCACUACGGAUUUGUGGACAGCAGGCUAUCAAAAGAGAGGUUACAUGGCUGUUACCGCUCACUAUAUUGAUGAUACUUGGAAUCUAAAGAGCUUUCUUAUGAGGUUUGCUUAUGUGCCAUGUCCACAUUCAGCUGAGGUUAUAUGUGAAGCCUUGUAUGAGUGUCUUGUUGAGUGGCACCUUGAGCAGAAGAUCUCCAUUGUCACUUUGGACAACUGCACAUCAAAUGACAAGGCUAUGGUUAUAUUGCCAGAUAAGUUGGAUACAAGCUCUCUCAUGUUGGAUGGUCAAUUAAUGCAUAUGCGUUGUGCAGCUCACAUAUUAAACUUAAUUGUGAAAGAUGGAAUGAGUGUCUUAGAGCAAGGGAUAGAGAGGUUGCAUGAUCGUGUUGCAUUUUGGUCAGCCACACCUAAAAGGCACUAGAAGUUUGAAAAGAUGGCAAAAACUUUGAACAUAGAGUAUAACAAAAGGUUAACUCUUGAUUGUAAGACUAGAUGGAAUUCAACUUAUACCAUGAUUAGCAUUGCACUACAGUACAUGGAGAUAUUUGAAAAAUUAAAGCCACGGGAAAAGAAAUUUAAGUGUUGCCCAACCAAAGAUGAUUGGAAGUUUGCAAAAGAAAUAUGUGAUAGGCUGAAGCUCUUCUUUGAUAUCACCGAGUCAUUCUCAGGCACCAAGUAUGUCACAGCAAAUCUUUUUUUCCCUAAAGUGAUUACCAUUCGCUUAGCCAUAAGGAAAUGGGGUAAGAGUGACAUUGAGCUUAUACAAAAAAUGUCUGAGGAAAUGAAGGAUAAGUUUGAGAAGUAUUGGAAAGAUAUCCAUGGUCUUAUGUCCGUUGCAACAGUUCUUGAUCCAAGGUAUAAACUUCAUAUUCUCAAUGCUCUUUAUGGCCCCCUCUAUGGAAGAGAACAUGCAGCCACCGAAAUAGAGAAGGUAAAGAAGUUAUUGAUUGAGUUGGUGAAGCAAAAUAAAGAUGAAGUUGAAGGUGAGGAUACACAUGAUGCUUCUAUUAAGGAGCCAGUUGGAGAAGAAGAUGAAGCCAUGAAACUCUAUGACAUGUAUUUGUCUAGUCGCCCCACGGUCCCUUCUUCAUCAAUCCAUACAGAAUUGGACUUGUAUUUGGAAGAAGCUAGUUUUCUUAAAAAUAGAACACAAGAAUUCGAUAUUAUUAAUUGGUGGAAGGUUAGCGGCUCGAGGUUUCCUACCUUGCAAAAACUAGCUCGUGAUAUAUAUUGCCUAUUCCCAUAACAUCUGUGGCUUCCGAAUGUGUGUUCAGCACUAGUGGAAGAGUGCUCAGUGCACAUCGUAGUAGACUUACUCCUAAUGUGGCCGAAGCUCUCAUGUGCAUGCAAGCUUGGUCUCGUGCAGAUAUGUUAGGUGGUUGGAACUCUACACUCUUUGCUACAUUCUAGAGUGUUCUCGAGGAUGAGGGAGAAGAGAUGGUAAAUUAAUUAAAUGCUUUAUUCUUAAAUCUUUGGAUUAUAGCUGAAU